Messenger RNA from Lachancea mirantina, 675 nucleotides. NCBI's taxonomy places the organism in Eukaryota, Fungi, Ascomycota, Saccharomycetes, Saccharomycetales, Saccharomycetaceae. The record is from the annotation of a GenBank genome assembly.
AUGUCUACCCAGCAAUUACGCAUUCCAGGGCAGGCCGUUGCGCCCUAUUCCCCCAGCGACAAGAUCAUGAUUACCGGCAAUUUCGACAACUGGGAACACAGGAGAUUUGUUUUGACUUACGACGACGAAGACGACAGUUUCAGCGUAACCCUCCCGCUCGGCAAAGAGACAAUAAUUUUUAAGUUUGUCAUCAAUGAUACAGAAUGGAUCACGCUUCCAUACUUCGAAACGAAAACAGAUGACCAUGGGUUUCUGAACAACGUUUGGAACCCGGAAUUAGAUGCGAUAGACGUGAUUUCGCCCGGCGACAACGAAAACCUUGACGAAAUCACCAUUGGUAGCAGGGGCGGCAACCCAGGUGCUACAGAGGCGAAAGCGAGCGCAGGGCUUGCUAUUUGCGAACGUGUUGACUCACAGCAUGCGGAGCACGACUAUAUCCAAGUCUCGUCCCAGGACGAGUUAAGCAGUACGGAGGAUGUGGGGCUUGAUCACGCGACUUCGCCCUACGAUUUGUCCUCACGGGAAGGAGGAAACGAAAUCUUUGACUCACGCGACGGUAUGAGUCCAAGGCUUGCAGUUCGACCCAGCAUGUUACCGUCGCGAUCAUCGUCGUCGCUACGCCUGCAAUCACUAGUUUCGGUCGUCAAGAAGGUCAAGACCUAUUGGAGUGGAUGA